Pararge aegeria (speckled wood butterfly) is the source of this 429-nucleotide messenger RNA. RefSeq lists its product as uncharacterized. Bases 97 to 429 code for a protein of 110 amino acids. The record is from RefSeq and is a predicted model, not a curated record. Lineage: Eukaryota; Metazoa; Arthropoda; Insecta; Lepidoptera; Nymphalidae. The transcript has a single exon.
AGAUUACUCCACUGCUAUGUCUGGCCGGUAGUUUUGUACGGUAGUGAAUCUUGGACUCUAAAAGCCGAUACUCAGAAACGUCUCGAAGCCUUUGAGAUGUGGUGCUAUCGUAGAAUGCUCCGCAUUAGCUGGACACAGAAAGUUUCUAACGUGAGAGUACUCCAACGCGUCGCCAGAAGCCGGGAGUUACUGCUUAUCAUUAAGAAGCGUAAGGUCGAGUAUCUGGGCCACGUUCUGAGACAUGAGCGAUACCAGCUGCUCCGGCUCAUAAUGAUGGGCAAAGUAGAGGGCAAACGACGUGUUGGAAGGAGGAAGAAGUCGUGGUUGCGCAACAUCCGUGAAUGGACCAAUGUUGAAAGCGUGGAAGUAUUGUUUCGCUUGGCGCAAGACCGCGAGAAGUUUGCUGAGCUGACGUCCAACCUCCAGUAG